AUGUCCAAUGAGCAGAUGACACGUGGUGGAUGGCGAAGAUUCCGUGAGAAGUGGGAAUCGUUGACUGGUGUUGCGGAAUGUGAAUGCGUAGAGCAGCAUAGUUGGGUGCUCUCCUCUGUCUUCUUGGACAAGGGGCUACUUUUCCACAGUAAAGGGCACAAUUACACAAAGAUCACAUCUAAUUUGAAAACGUUGAAUGGGGUUAUGCUCGUCGCUAAGUUCUAUGCUAUUCCAUGGGGUUAUAAAUCUGAAAUGGAGAUUCAUGGGGGGUUUUGA
Molecule: messenger RNA, 276 nt
Organism: Sphenostylis stenocarpa
Lineage: Eukaryota; Viridiplantae; Streptophyta; Magnoliopsida; Fabales; Fabaceae
Source: the annotation of a GenBank genome assembly